Molecule: messenger RNA, 1119 nt
Organism: Mucor mucedo
Lineage: Eukaryota; Fungi; Mucoromycota; Mucoromycetes; Mucorales; Mucoraceae
Exons: 3
Coding region: 364-1119 (251 amino acids)
Source: RefSeq, a predicted model, not a curated record
GUUGCCAAAUACCGGACAGAAUAUCUCUCGAGGCUAUCCUUCUAUGGAAGCGGCUAUUGAUGACUGGUAUAAUGAAGUUAGAAACUAUAAUUACAACACGGGCUCAAAUAAACCUGGUAGCAGUACGGGACAUUUUACGCAAGUGGUUUGGAAGGGAACCACUCAAAUUGGGUGUGGAGCUACGUACUGUAAUAAUUACAGACAGACAUUUUAUGUUUGUAACUAUAAUCCUUCAGGAAACUAUAACGGUCAGAAUCGGGCUAAUGUCAUUCAUCCAUAAAAUAUCGAAUAAAAAUUAUCCCAUCCAUCGGCAUUCAUUUUUUUUUAAAUGUGUUUAGUUAUCAAAAAAGGGGUUGGGAUUAUAUGAGACUUUACAUCUAUAAUAAAUCACUGUCAAUUGGUGGCAUCAAUCUAUCAAGAUGCAUCUACAAGUCAGGCUCCAGUUGUUAUAUCAGAAUGAUUGAUAUCCCAUUUACAUUGCUUUGGCUUUUCCUCUUUUUACGCGUCAACAACUUUACAAAUUCAGAAAAGAAGAGUCUACCACCCCUGGAGACCUCUAACAUUCAACUUUUACGAAACCUGCGUUUGGCAGUAACUGUAUUAGAGAACAAGGUCAAUACGUUCAUAAUGGAAAACAAAAUAUUGGAAUUAAGAUACAAGUCAUUGUCAGAUGAUUAUCUGAAUUUGAGACGUGAGAAUCUCAGAUUAAAUGAAUCGCUUCUGCAUUCACUUCGAUAUCAAGGUGUCUCUCAAAAUUCAUUGAUUGGUCAGGUACCAAAACAAGCUCCAACCCGAACAACGUCUACUGUGAAAACAUCUACAAGUCGACCACCUGAAGUGAACAAAAACCAAACCAGAUCGCUUACAGAAACUGAGAUACUGCGUCAGAAUAUGUUAGACGUGAUGUAUCCGUUACGCCAUCCUCUUCCUUCAAUCCUUCGCUCUUCUCGAGACGACAGGGCAAACCCCGAUCGUACUCAAUCUAUCCGCCGUGUGCAUUUCGAUCAAUCGGGUAAUUUAUCUCAACAGGACAAUUCUGAACAAGAGUCCCGUAAGAGACCCAAUGAUGCACAAAUUCAACAAGAUGAUUCAAAAAAGAAAUGUCAGCGUAAUAAGUAG